Messenger RNA from Vollenhovia emeryi, 512 nucleotides. Its product is annotated as C2 calcium-dependent domain-containing protein 4A-like. The transcript has a single exon. Lineage: Eukaryota; Metazoa; Arthropoda; Insecta; Hymenoptera; Formicidae. The record is from RefSeq and is a predicted model, not a curated record. The annotation marks the transcript as partial.
AUGGGCAAGUUGCGAAAGCAGAUCGAGAGAGCCGCCCCGAGAGCCAGGAUACCCGGCCACGCACCACCUCCGGGGAUGACGCUGCAGGCCCCGCGAUACGUGCCGCCCGCCGAGGCCCGGCCACGAACCACCCGCGCCUCGAUCAGCAUAGAGAGCAGGGGCAGAACCCCGGCCACCAUACGAGCCCGAACAGUCCGGUCGAGACAGGAGCAGCUAUACGACACCGCGGCACGAACGACCGCCGCCCUCGCCUCCGAACUCGAGGAGCUGUUCGGAUCCCUGUCCGAUCUCGACGACGAGCCAAUACCGGAAACACGGGUCAACGCGGGAACGGAGAACGGCGCCGCGCCACCGGCCGCACCGAUUACGCCGAGCCUACCGACGCCUCCGCCGACACCAGCCGCCUCACCAGCACCAAGAGCCGAGACCACGACAUCGGGACCACCACCCGGAUACGGGUAUUUUACCGGUGGACAACCCGCAGCAGACCAGGGGCCGCUGAACGGCAUUCC